AUGUCCUCCUCUCCUACCGUCGACUUGACCCCAUUCCCCGCAGCCGCCCCCGCGGGUCCCACGACCGAGCUUCGCUUCGCAGACGUGGCCGUCACGGCGACUGCGGAUGAGUUCAAGGGUAUCUACCGCGGAAAGAAAUGUCACGAGCCAGACUUUGUUCACACCCUGGAACGGGCCAAGGAGGCUGGUGUGAGCAAGGUCAUGCUCACCGGCAUGUCCCUCGCUGAUGUGCCCUACAAUGAGGCCAUCGCCAAGUCUCGCCCUACGCAGUGCUACAUCACCAUUGGUGUGCACCCGUACCAUGCCUCUGAGCUGGACGAGGGCGGCAAGGCGUACCUCAAUGAUCUGGAGCAAAAGGUCAAGGAUGCGCUGGCGCAGGACCCGGUUCACAUCGCUGCCUUUGGGGAGCUGGGCCUCGACUACGAUAGAGAGGUUCAUGCAUCCAAGGAGGUGCAGAAACGUGCCUUUAAGGCACAGCUUGACCUCUUUGUCGAGAAUAAGUGGGAUCUCCCACUGUUUCUGCACUGUCGUGCUGCGUUCGACGACUUUGUCGAGAUCAUGACACCCUACAUGGAUAAGCUGCCCCGCCGCGGCCUGGUCCACAGCUUCGUCGGCUCCACGUCGCAGAUGGAGAAGCUCGUCUCCAUGGGCCUUGACGUGAGCGUCAACGGCUUCAGUUUCAAAGACGCCGAGAGUCUAGAAAUGGCAUCCAAGAUCCCACUGGGUUCGCUGCAGAUCGAGACGGACGCGCCUUGGGGGGAGCUCAAGUCGACCUCGGAAGUUGUAAAGCGGUACUGCACCAAUGCCAAGGCUCUUCCGGCGUCGAAGAAGAAGGAUAAGUGGGAUGCAAAGUGCAUGAUCAAGGAGAGGAAUGAGAGCUGCUCGAUUGAGAGGGUUGCGUUUGUUGUAGCUGGGUUGAAGGGUGUUAGUGUUGAUGAGGUCGCUGAGGCGGCGUGGAAGAAUAGCGUCAAGAUGUUUGGCCUCGGAAGAAGGUUGAGACACAUUCAACUUGACUUGGCAACUCGACUCAUCAUGCCUUUCGAUCUCAACUCGGUUCCUGACUAUGAUGACAUUCCAAAGGUUGAAGGCAUGCCCAAGGGCUGUGCUUGGGGUGUCUUUGACCAAGACGGUAAAAAGGACAUGGUUGGAACACUCAACUUCUUGACUCCAGAGGUUGUCAAGAACGCCGCUCUAGAAGUCAAGGACGGAGUCUCAAUCUCUCUCAACUGGCCCAUUAAUGCCAUGAACAAGCUUGCUAUCCCCGGGCGCAAGGCAACUGAGCACAGAGUCCUGUACAUCCCCGAAAGCCUGGCGGGGCUUCCUUUCGAGCAGGGCAAGUCGUGGGAUGAUGAGCUCGACUUUAAUACUCAGGGCAGCAGCCAAUGGGAUAGUCUGUGCCAUUUUCAGCACCAGGACUCUGGCCUGGCGUAUAACGGCGCAAACCCGGACAAGGAAGCUUUGUCGGCUGAGUCGACUGCGUCGAACACCAUGCCGACAUUGGAUCAUUGGCAUACGCGCGGAUGUAUCGCCGGAAGAGGUGUCCUGAUUGACUAUGCUGCCUACGCCGAGGAGAAGGGUAUCGAGUUUCACCCUUUUGACGGAAACCGCAUCACUGUGGAGGAUCUGGAAGCCUGUGCCGCACACCAGGGUGUCGAGUUCCGACCCGGCGACGUCCUCCUCGUGAGAACCGCCGCUACAGAAGUCGUCGACAAGAUGGAUCCUGUAGGUUUAGGCAAGAUGGCCGCCGCCAAACUGUCUGGCCUUCACGGGUGCGAGGAGACUGCGCGAUGGCUCUGGAACAAGCGCUUCUCGGCUGCUGCAUCCGACUCGAGCAGCUUUGAGGCGUUUCCUCCUCUGAAGCCUGAUGGAUCGAUCGGUGGGAUGAAGGACCUGGUGCUUCACACAUAUUGCCUCAGCUUCUUUGGCAUGUCAAUUGGCGAACUGUGGGAUCUCAGCAAGCUGGCCGCAUACUGCAAAGAGAAGAAGCGGUACUCGUUCAUGAUUACCUCGUCACCUUUGAACCAACCGGGGCUAAUUGGAUCGCCUCCAAAUGCGCUGGCCAUUUUUUAA
This is a messenger RNA of Fusarium falciforme, 2070 nucleotides long. RefSeq names its product Deoxyribonuclease tat-d. Bases 1 to 2070 code for a protein of 689 amino acids. The record is from RefSeq and is a predicted model, not a curated record. The transcript has 5 exons. Gene Ontology annotation, molecular function: arylformamidase activity; hydrolase activity, acting on ester bonds. NCBI's taxonomy places the organism in Eukaryota, Fungi, Ascomycota, Sordariomycetes, Hypocreales, Nectriaceae.